Molecule: messenger RNA, 1056 nt
Organism: Osmerus eperlanus (European smelt)
Lineage: Eukaryota; Metazoa; Chordata; Actinopteri; Osmeriformes; Osmeridae
Product: olfactory receptor 1D2-like
Exons: 3
Coding region: 1-1056 (351 amino acids)
Biological process (GO): detection of chemical stimulus involved in sensory perception of smell; G protein-coupled receptor signaling pathway
Cellular component (GO): membrane
Molecular function (GO): olfactory receptor activity; G protein-coupled receptor activity; odorant binding
Source: RefSeq, a predicted model, not a curated record
AUGCCGCCUCACGCGCGUGGGAUCAAAGGCGUCAGCAGCAGGAGGUAUGACAACAAGAUCCACAAUGAAGAGGAACAGAUUGAAGAGAAGAUUCAUGCAGUUAACGACAAAUUACAACAAAAGAUGGAUAAUGUGUCCCUUGUUACAGUGUUUACUCUUUCAGGGUUAGAAGAGACCAUGGACUACAGAGCCACACUCUUCUCUCUCACUCUACUGUGUUACUGUGUGAUUAUUCUGGUCAAUGUUGCUCUGGUGGUCACCAUCAUCUUGGAUGACAACUUGCAUAAACCCAUGUAUAUCUUUCUUUGCAAUUUGUGCAUCAAUGGACUUAUUGGUACAACAGGUUUCUAUCCCAAGUUCCUGCUGGACCUGCUGUCUCCUCAUCAUGUCAUCUCCUAUGCAGGGUGCCUGGUUCAGGCUUUUGUAAUAUAUUCUUCUGCCAACUAUGAUUUUUCUAUUUUGGCAGUGAUGGCAUACGACAGGUAUGUAGCAAUAUGUAAACCAUUGGAAUAUCACUCUGUUAUGACUUAUAAGAGGGUUGCUCAGUUGGUGUCUUUUUCCUGGGUGUCCCCCUUAUGUUGUUUCACUAUGCUAUCAUUACUGGCAUCCAGACAGAGAUUAUGUGGGUCCCACAUAGAAAAACUAUACUGUGAGAACUGGUCUGUUGUUAAACUUUCUUGCUCUUCAAUCACAGUAAACAAUAUAGCUGGAUAUGCUGUCAUAAUAUUCUUUUUUGGACAUGUAACUUUCAUUGUAUGUUCAUAUGUGUGCCUGGUCAGAACAUGUUUGGGAUCCAUAGAGAACAGGGGUAAGUUUAGGCAGACCUGUGUACCACAUUUACUGUCAUUAUUAAACAUCACAAUCGCUUUGCUUUUUGACGUAAUGUAUACACGAUAUGGUUCAAGAGAUUUGCCACAAAGCCUUAAGAAUUUCAUGGCCAUAGAGUUUUUAAUAGUGCCUCCAAUUCUAAACCCUGUUAUUUAUGGUCUUAAACUGGUUCAAAUUAGAACCAGGAUAUUACGUUUGUGCACAAAAAAUGACAGGAUGAAAGGUUAA